AAACGGGCAGUAGUUACGGUUCAAAAAAAGCCAUACUGGGUUGUUAAUGACUUGAGAUACAGUCACUUUAAUCUAGUGUAUGUUCUUGGAGCACGUGUUUUAUUUCCUAUGUUGCUUUCAUGACCUAGCACUAGUAGCUCAAUUUUAAUUUUGUUAUUCAACACUUCAAUAAUGAUCCGCAAAGGCCAGCAGGCAAAUUGUCUCUCCUUCCUCCUUAUCCUCUCGCUUUUAUAAAUUAAGGGCUAAGUGAGCUAGCACCGUUCAUCUCAUCACGGUGCACAUAUAGCACAGCAAAACGUGUGCGUGUGCGUGUGCAUGUGCGAGUGCAUGACGUGCUAGCUACUAGCUAAGUACUAGCUAGCCAGUCAGCUCCGACGAUGAGCAGCUGCUUCAACGGCGGCGCCGGCUGGCCGGAGCCGGUGGUGCGCGUGCAGGCCGUGUCGGACUCGUGCGGCGCGACGAUCCCCGAGCGGUACGUCAAGGCGCCGUCCGAGCGGCCGUCGUCGCUGGACGGCGGCGGCGGCCUGAACAAUAUCCCGGUGGUGGACAUGUCAAUGCCGGACGGGGAGGAGACCGCCCGCGCCGUGGCGGCGGCUUGCCGGGAGUGGGGUUUCUUCCAGGCGGUGAACCACGGCGUGCGCCCCGAGCUGCUGCGCCGGGCGCGCGCGGCGUGGCGCGGGUUCUUCGCGCGGCCCGCGGAGGCCCGCGAGGCGUACGCCAACUCGCCGGCGACGUACGAGGGGUACGGCAGCCGCCUCGGCACGGCCAAGGGCGGGCCCCUCGACUGGGGCGACUACUACUUCCUCCACCUCCUCCCGGCGGCGCUCAAGAGCCACGACAAGUGGCCGACGUCGUCCGUCCCCGCGGGCGGCGGCGGCCUGCGGGAGGCGACGGAGGAGUACGCGGAGGAGGUGGUGCGGCUGUGCAGGAGGGUGAUGAGGCUACUGUCGAGGGGGCUCGGGCUGGACGACGGGAGGCUGCAGGCGGCGUUCGGCGGGGUCGGCGGCGAGGGCGCGUGCUUGAGGGUCAACUUCUACCCGCGCUGCCCGCAGCCGGAGCUGACGCUCGGCGUCGCGUCCCACUCCGACCCCGGCGGCAUGACCAUGCUGCUCGUCGACGACCACGUCAGGGGCCUCCAGGUGAAGAACGCCGGCCACUGGAUCACCGUCGACCCUGUUCCCGACGCCUUCAUCGUCAACAUCGGCGACCAGAUACAGGUGCUGAGCAACGCGGUGUACAAGAGCGUGGAGCACCGGGUGACGGUGAGCGCGGCGGAGGAGCGGCUGUCGCUGGCCUUCUUCUACAACCCGCGGAGCGACCUGCCGCUGGCGCCCAUGCCGGAGCUGGUGGCGCCGCCGGCCCGCCCGGCGCUCUACCCGCCGAUGACCUUCGACGAGUACCGCGAGCACAUCCGGCGGUGCGGCCUCAGCGGCAAGGCGCAGCUCCAGUCUCAGCAGAUGGCAACCGCCAUCUGCGGCGCCCCUCCCGCCGCUACUGCGUUUUCUUCUUCUUCCUCCUCAGCGAGCAGUCUAGCUCGCUAGCUAGCUAUUCCCUUUGUGCCAAAAAAAUAGCCUAUAUAAGAAUGGAAUAUAACUUAGGACAAUGAAUAUGAACAUAUUUAUUUCGAGAUUCGUUGUUAUAGGUUAUGUCCUAUCCUAUUUAGGUUAGCUUUUUGGUACAAAGGGAGUAGUUGGCUUCAACUUGCAAGCUCCGAUAUCCAUCCAGAAGGAACAUGUUUUUGUGGAUAGCGUGCGUUGGCGACCUGUAGAUAUUAUUACUCUCUCCAUCUCAAAAUAUAACAACUUGUCCUCAGGAUUUGUCCCAAAAUAUAAUAACUUCUCCACCAACAUUUUCUUCCCAACCAAUCAUAACCCUCCACCAUUCACUUUUCCCACCUACCUCCACUACUCAUCUAAUCACAACCCUCCACCAUCCACUUCUACCUACUUUCUUAAUAACCGUGUCGAACUCUAAAACUUCUUGUAUUUUGGGAUGGAGGGAGUAAUAAAUAAUUGAUGUUUAUUCUACUUUGUGAAGAUCAUGGUGCAGAGUGAGACGACGUGGUGUAUAGUACAUAAACUCGUCUCACGCGCCUAAAUUGUCACCACAUGCAUGACAAAGUUACUCGCCUACGUACAUAUAUUAUUAAAAAAAGGAACAAUCACGUUGUCAUA
Molecule: messenger RNA, 2174 nt
Organism: Oryza sativa Japonica Group (Japanese rice)
Lineage: Eukaryota; Viridiplantae; Streptophyta; Magnoliopsida; Poales; Poaceae
Product: jasmonate-induced oxygenase 2
Source: RefSeq, a predicted model, not a curated record